AUGCAGCAGAGCCCGAAGGACAAACGUCAGAUGUCGAAUCCGGAGAUCUGUUGUGCCUGGGCAACCGAGCCGAGCUCGGAGCCGCCAUUUCAUGAGCGUAUAAAUACGGCCAGUUUACUUCUCAAUUCACACUACGGCAUCGGUUCCGAAUCAGGAAUGAACGUAAAAGGUGUAGCUUACGCAUCGAUUGCGCUCUCCAUCAGCGCCACAAUGAUGGUGCUACUAUUGGCGUCGAGGUUAUCAACGAAACUUGACGAGAUUUCCGGAGAAAUGGAACAGGAUAUGAACGAAUUCAGAGAAAUGGAGAAAAAAGCAACAUUCCACGUUCGUGUUAGCCGUGCCGCAUGGAGACCCACGUACCGUCGAUAUCGUCAAGCAAGCGGUGAAUGUCAGUGUCGGUCAGACAACAGCUGUCCACCUGGUCCAUCUGGCCAACCAGGCCAACGCGGCGAAGAUGGUUCUCCUGGUACGCCCGGACCACGUGGAGCACCAGGAUUACCAGGAAACUUCCCCGCAAUCACGACGGAUCCACGUGGACAGUGCAGGUACCGAGGUGCAAUCAUGACAUCGUGUCCGAACGGGCCGCCUGGACCGCCUGGACCACCAGGACAAGCCGGACUUCCUGGUGUUGGUGGACCAAACGGUAGCCCUGGAGAAUCUGGCAGCCUCAGCUCACAAGGACCACCAGGAGAGGCGGGAGUAGCAGGAGAAGCUGGUCGUCCAGGACAACCAGGAAUGCCCGGCGAUCGUGGAGAGAAUGGAACACAGGGCAGCAAAGGACCAAACGGGCCACCAGGUCAACCAGGACCUCCCGGAGAAAAUGGUGCUCCUGGCAUACCGGGAGCGCCUGGAAAUGAACCGAAGGCUGCUGUUCCUGGCCCAACUGGGCCUCCAGGACAACCUGGUGAAGCUGGAAUGCCUGGUACUCCCGGCACUCCUGGUCAACCUGGAGGUCCCGGAAAGGACGCGCACUACUGUCCUUGUCCACGUCGUGCACGAGCUCGAGUCGGUAGAAAGAAGAAGGUCUAA
Molecule: messenger RNA, 1029 nt
Organism: Necator americanus (New World hookworm)
Lineage: Eukaryota; Metazoa; Nematoda; Chromadorea; Rhabditida; Ancylostomatidae
Exons: 6
Coding region: 1-1029 (342 amino acids)
Source: RefSeq, a predicted model, not a curated record